Branchiostoma floridae (Florida lancelet) is the source of this 4755-nucleotide messenger RNA. Its product is annotated as tyrosinase-like. Gene Ontology annotation, biological process: melanin biosynthetic process; pigmentation. NCBI's taxonomy places the organism in Eukaryota, Metazoa, Chordata, Leptocardii, Amphioxiformes, Branchiostomatidae. Bases 2386 to 4029 code for a protein of 547 amino acids. The record is from RefSeq and is a predicted model, not a curated record. The transcript has 6 exons. Gene Ontology annotation, molecular function: tyrosinase activity.
AGGUAUGAGGUUAACGUUACAUAAGUCUGGUUUUUACAAUACUCUAUAUGCGAGUUGUCGAGAUAAACGGGACCUAUGUUCAGUGAGUCUGUUUCUGAUGUUACCUUUUCUAUUGAAACAGAAAUGGGGGAAGCAUGUUGGAAAAUGAUUCUUUUUCAUCACGCAGAUGUCAUACCGAAAGUCCCUUGUUACCUGUGGACCAAAAAGGUUGUCUUACUAGUAGUUAUGUCUUGUAUCGGUCGCGGUAACCGGAAUAAACAUAAGAAUUUUUCCUAGGCCUAACAGAUGAAGGAAAUAAAAUAAAAUAAAAUAGAAAAGAAAAGAAAAUCUGACAGAGACGUUUUGUAACUGAUUCGUACCACUAGAGUGACGUCACUGAUGGACGAUGCCACCUUACAGGAGGGGUGUUCUUCAUAUACAAUUAUGAUGGCUUUUUACCAGUCACUCUUUCACAUCAAAGUGGGACAACACGUGAGAGAUAUCCACCCACACAUACUGCUAGAAUAACUCUCCGUGAACACAUCCCACAGUCUCUUGUGACCUUUGUGUUCUGAGAGAGAAGGCAGCCCUACGACUACACUGUCAGGUAAGGACUUUUGACGAUGUGUACUCUAUACUUGACUUUAUCUAGAUCCACAGUCAGAUAGACAUUUCUGUCAGCUAUUCUUCUUGUUGUCCUAUGCAUGAAGUACAUUAAUACAAUACCACAUGGCAGACAGGGAAGCUACAAAACAAUCACACUAAAACAUAUAUGUCAUUUAGUAAACAGGUGUCUAUUGCUACAGGGCUAGCUAGUAGGUUAAGUUAUACCAGUAAAAAUGCCCGGCGUGCGCUAAUGAACUGGACGGGUGGGGAACACUUCCAGCACCGUGGAGAUGGCGGCGAGCUCCCGAUGGUAUGGUUACCAGGCUCGAAGUCCAGAAGAUACUAAAACAUUGACAACCCUGUGCUGUACCUUUGGGGCACAUUUUCUACAAACAUACUGACCUCAGAUGCUGUGCUUAGAAAUGCAAAAAAUUGACGGUUUUUUGACAGAGUUGGCCAUGAAAUGUAGAACUUGCAAUUUUGUAUGUUAGCGAUAUGGGAAGACAGAGGCGCACAAACUAUAGAAAUAUGAUCAUUUUUUACCUACAUAAGCUGGAUUAUCCUAUAAAAACCAGAUCAGUUUGCAUGAAAGCUGUCACAGUGUAUUCUGUAAAUUCUCACUAAAUUCCUUAUAUGUGUGCCCAUGUUUGUGACAUUCUGGCAGGACUGAAAGUAGCCUGCCAUUUCGGCUCUCCAUGGAAUGAGAUCAGAGUGGAGUGUUUCGAAUAACGUUGGAAUGCCGUAUAAUGCGGCAAAGAUCACACGUUUUUGCCAGAUUUUAGGAAUACACAUUUUUUUGUCCAUCCUCGACCUUUAUGAUCAAAUUUUCCUCUCCAAUUUUAUUGCACAUACCGAUCUAUCUCUUUUAAGCAUUGAACUUUUAAAUAUGUAUGGUCACAUGAAUAAUGCUGUUUCGGAGACAUUAAUGUGUAAAGUUUGAUGAGUCAGUCAGUUGUUAGUAGACACUUGAAGUCUGUGAAUUUGUUGCAUAAUUCAGCCCGUUUUGGGGGCUGCGAAGCACAUCUUUUUAAUGAAAUAUCAUUAUUAUUAUAUAUUAUUAGCCAGAAAUCUUUCUAAUUCAGAAUGUUAGUCCUUUCCCUUGUUCUAGUAGUAAAGUGUAUCUUUAACUUUUUCGAAAGAAAAGGGCAGGUAUAUCUGUAAUCAGUGAAUCCGGGAUAGUUAUCUACCAAGCGCUAGGUUUUUGUAUUAUUUUCGAUAUGAUUUAAAUCAUCGUAGUAAAAAAGCUUUAGAAAGCUUUUUAUUACGUUAUUUAGCUACCUAUUUUACAGAACACUUAAACGGCAUUUGUAAUUUGUUGUUAUCAUCUUUAUUAGGUGACCGAGUGACUCCCGACGAAAAUCAGAUAUACGGAGAAGUGUCGUGGGAAUAUAUUCAGAUUAGAUACGUACUAGUAUCAUAUUUCCGUGUUCUACGCGUAUUUAUGAUAAAUAACAAAAACAAAUUUACGGGUUGGUCGGCUUUUUUUUUGCACAUCUAAAUUUCUGUCAAAAGUUGCAUUAAGUUCGCAAUUUCUGUUCCGACCCAUCUGUUUGUUUUUUUGUAAACUUUUUUUUUUCGUUACGUAUACCUUUACAAAUAAAGACAUCAGACAUCGUUGUCCCUCGUGUGGACAGCACAAAGCCAUUAGUUUGAAAAUAGCGUCGAAACUUCUUUUUUUUAUUACCGCCUGACAUUAUCACCUUUUUCGCGCUUUUUUUCCCUAGGGCAAUACGUUUAAAUACGAGAUCAGUAGGUGGUACAAACGUGGACGGGGUGAGUUCGAGUCGGGGCUACCUCACCAUGAAAGCCAUCGCCCUGCUGAUCGUUUUGGCGGAGUGUUUCAGGCGGGGUGACUCGCAGUUCCCGCGCGUGUGCACCAACGAUGCCGCCCUGGACCGCAAGGAGUGCUGCCCGGUCCCGCCGGGGUUUACCGAGCCUUGCGGCGGAACCGGGCGGGGCCACUGCGCAGACAUCCCCGACCUAGUCGUGGAAGACGUCCAUUGGAAGGACGCAUACCACGUAGACGACCGUCGCCACUGGCCGACUGUCUUCUUCAACAGGACCUGUUUGUGCGAGGGCAACUUCAGUGGAUACGACUGUACAAGGUGCAGUUGGGGAUACCGCGGGCCCAGCUGUGAAACCAAACAGCAGCCGACAGUGCGCAGAAACAUCCGGGACAUCAGCACUAAGGAGAGGGCCAAGUUCCGCCGCUACAUGGACCGCGCCAAGAACACUGUCAGCGAUUUCGUCUUCGCCCUGGAGUUUAAAGAAAACAUCAAGGGAAGUCAAGACUUCGCCAAUAUUUCAGUGUAUGACUACUUCGUGGCUGUGCAUUACUACGCCAGUCGUGAAACCUUGCCACCGUCCAGUACAGGUAUCUGUGUUGAGGAGAAAGACUGUUCCCUGGACUUCGCACACGAGGGUGCGGGUUUCCCUACUUGGCACCGCGCCUUCCUACUAGAGGCCGAGCGGGCCCUGCAGGAGGUUAACGGUGACCCCGACUGGACCCUACCGUACUGGGACUGGAGCGCGGCCGAGCAGCACCAGUGCGACAUCUGCACCAACGAGUACGUCGGCACCAACGACGAGCACGGCAACCUGGACUCGGAGUCAAUCUUCGCCACCUGGCGGACCAUCUGUGAACACCAGGUUCCGUUCUACAACGACACCCAUACGAACCACACCAGACCGUGCGACGUGACCAAGCCUACCGGGCGGUUGAAGAGAAACCCCGGACACCAGGACCCGAAUAGGUUCGGGCCGUCAAUGACUCGCCUGCCCCUGGCGACCGAGGUGGACUUCGCCCUGCGCUUCCCCGUGUUCGACACGCCCCCUUACAGCAGGACCUCGAACUGCAGCUUCCGGAACCUCCUGGACGGAUUCGCAGACACCAGCACCGGCAAGUACCGGGGAGACAUAACACACGAAGAUGGUACUCUUGUUCCCGGAGCUCACACCCUGCACAACCACGUGCACCUCUACCUGAACGGCACGAUGUCGACCGGUGUCAUCACCGCAGCCAACGAUCCCAUCUUCCUCCUGCACCACUCCAACGUGGACCGCCUGUUCGAGACGUGGAUCCGCCGGCACGGGACUGCUGACUCGGCCCAGCCGGAGAGAGGUGCCCCGCCCGGCCAUAACCGCCAUGAGUACAUGGUGCCGUUCUUCCCGCCAUACAGCCACGCCGACAUGUUCAAACCGUCCACGGAGUUAGGCUACGACUACCAAGAGCUUCACGGCCAAGGAAAGCACAAAGAGAGUGACAUGGGAGAAUGCAGCGCAGCAUGGCCAGGGAGGCUUGAGUUUUGGGGAUCCGCCGGCGUCCUCCUGUUUUUUGUAGUUGUUUGUUUGCUAACUACAGCGUGUUCGAGGCUUACUUCUCCUAAAACACGGGGCCCCGUGCAACCGGCUUUAUCACAACCCCUCCUAGAGGACGUAAGGUGACGGUCUAAACACAAAACCUUUAGAAAAGGGCUGCGUACCUAAACAUAACAAGUACGUAUGCAGAUCUGUACCUGUCCUUGAACAGAACUUCCUGCCUGAGAUUUGAUGUGUAGUAUAAUUUUAGUUACGCUGUCCCUAGCUGACACUUUGGUCAGGUUUGGUGUCCGCCUGCGGCCAUGAAGUUAAGAAAUAAAAAUUUAAACAUACUUAUUUCAAAGAUUUCCCCAAUUUCAAAUUUUACUGCAUUUUAGCCUUUUUCAGAGCUAAGUUUUCGUCUUUGUGGUAAGAUUCACAUAGAAUAAGCAUGACUUAGUGUACAUUGUUCAUAUGGGUACAAUGAAGAACCGGUAUUUCGGACCUGUACCGAAUCGAUUUUCACGGUAUAGUACCGGAAUGUUUCCUUGUUGAAAACCAAGUAUUAAGUUGCAUAAUCACAUACAAAUCAAGGCUGUCUUAACAGGAACAAUCACAUAGAUGCAGAGUAGGAAAGUGUAUCUUAUUAUGUGUAUCUCUAUUUACUAAGUAUAAGGACAUGCCCAACAUAAAAAAUAAACAAAAAAACAUCCGUUCCUCAUUCAAAGUUGUUCAGAAAAACACAUCCUGGAGUUCCUGACUUUAAAUAAUGGUGAAAGGGGUAAAAAUACGUUUUAAGCCUCAUACGAAAAAUAAGGUACACAACUAAAUUUUGUGUACAUGAUUAUAUAGUAUGAAAUUUAAAGCCAUUGU